Lathyrus sativus (Indian pea) is the source of this 825-nucleotide messenger RNA. Lineage: Eukaryota; Viridiplantae; Streptophyta; Magnoliopsida; Fabales; Fabaceae. The record is from the annotation of a GenBank genome assembly.
AUGAAUGCGAGCCAGUUCGACGGUAACGCUGCCUUCUCAGGCGGUGGUUUCAUGCCUCAAACCACUCCGGUCGCCGACUCUCCCCUCACUCCUUCCAAGAAUCGUGAUACUCAGACCUUGCUUCCUCUGACGAUCAAGCAGAUCAACGAUGCUCUCCAAUCAUGUGAUGAUAGAACCAAUCUGACUAUUGAUGGUGUUGACGUUGGCACAAUUUCUCUUGUUGGUAGGAUGUGCAACAAAACUGAACAUGUUACUGAUGUUAAAUUUGUACUUGAUGAUGGUACUGGAAUGAUUGAGUGCACUAAAUGGCUUCAAGAACCUGCAGAUUCAAUUCAAGUGGAGAGUAUCUUGAAUGGAAUGUAUGUGAGGGUUUAUGGACAUUUGAAAGGCUUUCAGGGUAAAAAAAACAUAAAUGUUUUCUCUUUUAGGCCCGUGACUGACUUCAAUGAGAUUGCCCACCAUUUCAUUCAUUGCAUAUAUGUUCAUCUAUAUAAUUCAAAGUUACGGGCUAGCAUCCCCAAUCAGCAACGUGCUCCUAAUUCCACACAAAUCACUCCCACGAAAGGUUAUCAACCUCAAGCCAUACCACCAAAUCAAUUCUCUGGUCAGCAUAAUAAUGGUCAGAAGAGUGUUGAAGUAUUGGUGUUAGAUGUUUUGCAUCUUCCUGCAAACAGGAUAAAGGAUGAGGGAACCAGUGUUGAUGUUAUUGCACAACGUGUUGGAAUUCCCAUGGAUAAACUCAUGCUGGCUAUUGAUAAUCUUAUUGGAGAAGGUGCCAUAUAUGAAACUAUGCCUAAUAAGUAUAAGUCAGCUGUAGACGGUUGA